This is a messenger RNA of Trichomycterus rosablanca, 1088 nucleotides long. RefSeq names its product galanin receptor 1a (gene galr1a). The transcript is spliced from 3 exons. The record is from RefSeq and is a predicted model, not a curated record. Gene Ontology annotation, molecular function: galanin receptor activity. Gene Ontology annotation, biological process: G protein-coupled receptor signaling pathway; negative regulation of adenylate cyclase activity; positive regulation of cytosolic calcium ion concentration. Gene Ontology annotation, cellular component: plasma membrane. The coding region runs from base 1 to 1044 and encodes 347 amino acids. Lineage: Eukaryota; Metazoa; Chordata; Actinopteri; Siluriformes; Trichomycteridae.
AUGAACAUACAUAACCAAAGUGGAAGAGAUCUGCAUGAGGGUCUGGGAGAUGUCGAGGCUCCGGGUAUGUCUCUAUUCGGCUUUGGCACGGACAACCUGGUGACUCUACUUGUGUUUGGGUUGAUCUUUGUGAUCGGCGUGGUGGGAAAUACUCUGGUGAUCGCAGUGCUGGCGAAGCGCAAAGCAGGUCAAAGACGCGGUACCACCAACAUCUUUAUCCUAAACUUGGGCGUGGCUGACCUGUCCUACCUGUUGUUCUGUGUGCCCUUUCAGUCCACCGUUUACAUGCUGCCCACGUGGGUGCUUGGCGCCUUUAUUUGCAAAUUCGUGCACUACUUCUUUACAGUUUCCAUGUUAGUUAGUGUGUUCACAUUGUCUGCUAUGUCAGUGGACCGGUAUGUGGCCAUCGUGCACUGCAGAAGGUCCUCUUCGAUCCGGCUGGCACGGCAUGCAUUGAUCGGUGUGUUGGGUAUCUGGGCACUCUCUCUGGCCAUGGCGGCACCGGUUGCUUACCAUCAGCGCAUUGUGGAGAGUGAGGAUAACAGCACUUUCUGCUGGGAAGUGUGGCAUGAUCCCACCAGGAGGAAAGUCUACGUGGUGUGCACGUUUGUCUUUGGGUACCUGUUGCCCUUGCUCCUCAUUUCAUUCUGCUACAUGAAGGUCCUGAAUCACCUACACAAAAAGCUAAGAAACAUAUCCAAGAAGUCUGAAGCAUCUAAAAAGAAGACAGCACAGACAGUGCUGGUGGUGGUGGUGGUCUUCUGCCUGUCCUGGCUGCCACAUCAUGUGGUGCAUCUCUGGGUAGAGUUUGGCUCGUUCCCCUUAAAUCAGGCGUCGUUCCUUUUCCGUGUGGUGGCUCACUGCCUGGCCUACAGCAACUCCUCUGUCAACCCCAUUAUCUAUGCUUUCCUCUCUGAGAAUUUCAGGCAGGCCUAUAAGCAAGUGUUCCGCUGCCGUGUGGGUACAAACUGUCCCACCCAAGAUGGAAGAGAGAUGAGGACCAAGAUGGAGAUGGUGCCAUCCACCAACUGCACCACUGUUUAAUCAACUCUGAGUGACUCAGAAAACUGUGGACACUGAGGUAAAUC